Tribolium madens (black flour beetle) is the source of this 1381-nucleotide messenger RNA. Its product is annotated as venom acid phosphatase Acph-1-like. The transcript is spliced from 6 exons. Gene Ontology annotation, molecular function: phosphatase activity. The record is from RefSeq and is a predicted model, not a curated record. NCBI's taxonomy places the organism in Eukaryota, Metazoa, Arthropoda, Insecta, Coleoptera, Tenebrionidae. The coding region runs from base 247 to 1344 and encodes 365 amino acids. Gene Ontology annotation, biological process: dephosphorylation.
UCCAGUAAGUAAAAAACUGCAAAUGGAAAUUAUAAUUCGAAAACGUAAAAAAAUAUGUUAAAUACACUACUUAAAUUAUAACAAGGAAACGUUAUCUAAAAAUGAUGAUAAAUAUUGUGCAGCACAUUUAAUUACUCAUUUUGAACGAAAUUCAGUGAAUUACAAAAUGCUACAUUCGAAAAAAGUCACUCAAGGUAUCAAGUUUAAUUAAUAUUUAUCUUAAUUAGCUCCCAGUUCCUGCACAAAAUGAAAGACAUUAACUCGAUCUUGGUGGCGUUGUGUGUAAUUUUAUUCAAUUCUCAAACCUCUUGUGCCCCAAUUGAAGACAACAGUUUAAUUCUAGUACACGUUCUUUUCAGACACGGGAACCGAACCCCAUCCCCUGAGGAAUUGUACCCCAAAGACCCUUAUCUCAAUGAAAAGUACUUUCCCUUCGGGUUGGGCCAACUCACUAAUGCUGGCAAAAAACGCGAAUUCAUGAUUGGGAAAGCGCUCCGAAAUCGCUACAAUAAGUUUUUAGGGCCGUACUACUACCCAGAAAUUGUUGAAGCAAGAAGUACUGACGUUAACAGGACUAAAAUGUCAUUGGAACUCGCCCUUGCAGGGUUAUUUCCCCCACGAGGCGAAGAAGUCUGGAAUUAUUGGUUAAACUGGCAACCAGUGCCUUACAAUUACGUCCCCCAAACCGCUGAUACCGUUUUGCAAGGAACAACAUGUCCAAAUUUCGUAAAAAAAAMCACCGAAUUUGUKCAGUCUGGACGAGGACAGUCCAAACUCUCCAARUACACAGAAGUGUUAGAUUACAUUUCACACAACACUGGACUUAACGUUACAACAUUUGAGGACGUGUACAACUUAUAUUUCGGGUUGACGACUGAAGAAGAGUGGGGUUUCGAAUUGCCCGAAUGGACGCAAAAAGUUUGGCCURAAACCAUCACAGAAUUGGCCAUAAACGAGUACUACACUCAAACAGCAACCACYGAACUUAUGCAAAUGUCGGCUGGGUAUUUUCUGCAAAAAAUACUCCAGGAUUCGUACUCAAAAAUCAACAAUACAAAUUCCGGCCGAAAAAUUUACUUGUAUUCGGCCCACGAGAACAACAUUGCGAAUCUUUUAAUUUUGUUGGGGGUUUUUGAACCACCCCAUAUCCCAAAUUAUGGGGCCUACGUGCUUUUGGAACUCCACAGUGUGAAUAAUAAGUACGGGAUUAAGAUAUUUUACGAAAAUUAUCAAGAAAGUAAACCACGACUCUUGAAAAUCCCACACUGUGACAGUUUUUGUAAAAUUGAUCAAUUUGCGAGUCUAUUUGAAGAAUACAUGCCUGAUGCUAACUUAUGUCUGUAAAAAUAAAUAAAUAAAAUUUGUCCACUUGUUUUUUGAG